Symbiodinium natans is the source of this 6381-nucleotide messenger RNA. Lineage: Eukaryota; Dinophyceae; Suessiales; Symbiodiniaceae. The record is from the annotation of a GenBank genome assembly.
GGAGGAGAGGUGACCCUUCUACGUAUGGACUUCCGUUCAGCUUUGGGUCUGGAGGGGGAAGGGCCUCCGGCCGUGUGUUACUGCGUGCUAAAGCGCCCUGGAGGUUUCCUGCUUGCUCUGCCUCCACACUUCCUUCCGGAGGAGGUCCUGGAUGGUGCUCGGGCCGAAAACUUUGUCGGCCUCCUUGGCCCGCACAUCAGCACAACUGCCCCUGCAGUCGAGCUUUCCGAUGCCGGGGAGUGGCUUGCUCCUUCACCUCCUCGGAUGCUGGAAGUACUUCUGGUGGACUUCGAAGAUGCCGCGGCGGCGGGAGUCGAGGUUUUGGAGGAGGGCCUGGCCGAGUGUGUCCCGUUCCUCGAGGUGGCUCCUUCUCUUUUCCCUUUGGCCACCGCCCUGGUCACAUUCGCCACCGCUUGGAUUUCCGGACUGGAAGGAGAGCGAGGGGCAGGGUACGUUACGGCGGAGGAGUUGAUCCCAGAUGUGGCUCCAAAGGCUCUCAGCAGGAAAGCCAAGCCAGAAGCAAAGAAAAAACCAACUGUAGCAGUGCUUGCGGCCCAGCAGCUCGAGAUUGCAGAGGCUCUGCAGGCCCUGACAACCCAGGUUCAGCAUCUCGCUCUGUCAGGUUCCAGAGAGGAGAGGACUCCUCAACAGGUCAAGGCACCGUCUCAGGUUUCAUUCCCGCCUCGCGCCUCUGCAAGAGGGGCCCUCGCAGCGCCGGUCUCCUCAACCAUUGCAGCCUCGCCAGUGGGGCCCAGGACUGUGGCAGACCUGUUGGGACCUCCUCCCAGGAACCGAGGGCCAAUAGAAACCGUGGUCGAUCUGGAGGAAGGUCAGGCUGUGCCCUUUUCUACUGGCGAAGAGUUCGCAGAAGGAGGUGGUGGCGGGGCUUUUGCAGCGGCCAUGAUGGCCCAAAGCCGUGCUCUGACUGCUCUUGUGGCCCAAAUUGCAAAUGCAUCGGAUCCUCUUUCAGAGCUCUCGCCCGGAGCGAGCUCGAGCCUCUCCACGAAGGGCUCAAACUCGCGCCUUCGUCUGCAGCAAGAGCUUGGGGCCAGGGGGGGGACGUUCUACAAGCGAGUACAAGAAGCAGCUCUGCGUCGUAUGGAGCCCACUGCAGACCUCUCAAUGAUAGGAGAAGUGACCGCAGGAAAGUCAGUGAUGUGCCGCUACCUCGAGAGGUAUGGGGGUUUCCGGGAUCAGCGCACUUGGGGUUUAGUGCAAUGGCAGCUAGGGCAGGUUUUCGACUUGUUAGGGUCAGGUCAGGUGGAGGGAGCGAAGGACACCCUUGCUCUCCUCAUGCUAAUGGUCGACCAGCUGGUCUUAGAUGCUGGGUCUCCAGAACUCGGCUGGAUUCUUACGCUGCAGCAAGAUCCGCCGGCCUCGCUAUUCUCUGCCCCAAGCAACGUGCCAGGCUCUUCUCUGAGGCCGUAUUCUCAUCUGUCAGACCCAAAGUGGAUUGCAACGGCGUUGGCCUUUGUAAAGGAGAUGGAGACACUCGCAAAUCGCAGAGCGGAGAUUUCGAGAAAAGCGACACCUGCCUCGCCUGCGUCCACUCACGAAGGGCCUCCCGCGCCUUUGUCAAAGAAGCAACACCGAGCAAAGCUUUGGGCCGAGCGGAAAGCAGCUUCCCAGCCGAAGGGCUUCUGGGACCCUCUCUCGGAAGUCCUCGAAAAGCACGACCAGUGGUCCAGCCCGAGCCGGCUCGGCGUUUUCUCAGUCCACCCAGGAGUGCCUGGCAUCAGCCCUUUUGACGGCGUUCCAGGUUUUUGCUCUGAGUUCGACUUUUGGAGUUGGGCCUCGGCCUUACCUCGCCUUGUUCUAUCUUCGCGUACUUCCUUCGCUCGUUUCUUAAGGAAGACUUUUUGCAUUCGCCACAGGGGUCCUUGUGCUCCUAGCUCCGCCCUUUUCCCUUUGCCUGUUCCGGACAUAACGCUGUUCGAUGUUGGCAACCCGAGGUCUGACCCCGGUGACUUGGCUGCUGGCAGGGACCAUGACACUUUGCUUGGAAAGGUUCUGCAUAUUGUCGUCAUGAGCUUGAACUUCCUGCACUCCGACUGCCGCCAUGUCCCCGAGGAGAGCCUUCGGAGGCGUCCGAACGAGUUCCAUUUGAAGGCUUAUGCCAGGCCAUACAGAGACGCCGACCCGGCCAGGCUGAAAAUCACUGGGAGCGGUGAGUGGGGCCUUGAGCAGUACCUUGGUCCUGAGCUGAGGCUUCCUUUCCUUGAGCCCAAGGUCUUGCGAGCUAUUCCGCGAAACGCCCUUCCUUUCCCAGACACCCUGUCUGAGAACAGGGACCGCACUCUUGAGCUUCUAAAACUUUGGGAUAGCAGAGGUCUCCUUUAUCUUUCCUUUGAGCAGAAGCAGCCCAGAGAGCUCACUCGAGUUUUCGGAGCCUACAAAACCGAUCUGCAUGACAGACAGAUCGGUGAUAGGAGAGGGGCAAAUGGGUUGGAGGGACGAGUCAGAGGGCCAUCACGGGAGCUCCCGCCGGGGCAUCUCCUCACUUGCCUCACUGUGCCACGGGGGUCAAAGCUUGUCGGGGCUUCCACGGACAGGGCCGAUUUCUAUCACCAGGCAAAGAUCUCCGCUUCAAAGGCUGAGGGGAAUGCCACUGGCCCUCCUUUCCGGCUUGGCGAUCUCGAGGGAACCAAGACCCUCUCUAGGGCCAGGGAGAUUGCUGCUGUUUCUCUCAGGUCAGGCGUCAGCUGUGCGGAGGCGUUUGGAGCUUCUUGCCUCGUUUCGCCCCAAGUUCCUCCCUCCCUGCUCUUUGACCCCCAAACCAAGGUCUACGGGUGCUUCAAAUCUCUGUAUCAGGGGGACCAUGCUGGGGUGGAUUUUGCCACCGAGGCUCAUGGGGAGAUGCUCAACAGGGCAGGGCUCCUAAAAGCUCCUCACUGUUUGCAAGCCAAACGCGAUCCGUCCCGCACGGGCCCCUGGCAGGCACUUAUCAUUGACGAUUUCUUCUCUCUCUCCGUCGAGGCAAGGGAGACCGACCCUUUGUCUUCUGCUGCUGCAGACCUCGUUGCGAAGGCCAAAGAAACAUACAAGGCAGAAGGAGUCGUUGGCUCCCCUCACAAAGAUGUGCUAGGCUCUGAGGUUUUCACUGCUGCAGGGGCCCAGGUUGAUUCCUCCAGCGGCCCUCUUGCGUCAGGGCGCGUCUUUGUCUCCGCCCCCACUGAAAAGUUGUUGGCGCUCUCUGUCAUCAGCCUCCGAGCGGCCGCCCUGCCUGCCAUCUCCGAGGAGCUUGCGUCAUCGCUUUCAGGUUCCUGGAUCUCUGCACUCAUGUUCAGGAGGUGCCUUUUCUCCAUUUUCGAUGGUUUCUUUGCUUUGGGGAAGUCCGACCCAGGUCAGGCUUCAGGCAGUCACCUUCGUUUUCUCCCUAGGAAGGAGGCUCAGGAGCUUGUUCUCCUUGCCUCGCUCGCGCCAGUCAUGAUGUCCAAUGUUGCUGCGAGCUUUUGUGACCGGAUUUACUGCUCAGACUCCUCUAGUGUGAAAGGAGCAUUCUGUUCUUCCGAGGCCUCACCCGAAGUGGCAGCUUCUCUUUGGCUAUCGGCAGAUAAAAAAGGAUGCUACACAAGACUUGAUCCCGAAGGAAGCCCAAACCAUAACGAGCUUGAGGCCCUCGAGAUCGACGACCCCCCCAGGCCUCUUGCGUUCGACUUUGAUGCCCUCUGCCUCUUUGCUGGGUCUCAGCCCCCCGCCGAGGCAUGUACUAGGCUUGGUAUGAGGGUCUCCCCCAUCAUAGACCUCGGCUGUUCCAGCGAGUUCGAUGUGCUCAAGCCGUCGGUGCUUGAGUGGCUUCUUUACCUCAUAGGGACAGGACUCCUUUUCUCCCAGAGCGCUCCCGCAAAUGAGUUUUGGUUCAGUCGUGCUUUUGAGAAGGAUCAACCUCGGAUCAUCGCAGCUUGCCUCCGUGAUUGCAUCACUUACAGCGAGAAGCAAGGCCCUGACUUCCCGCCUGGCUUCGAGAACAUUGCUGUCAACGAGGCCCUCUUGACCCACAGAUGGGAUGUUGAGUCUUCCUGGAGGUGGGAAAGGCCGAGGCACAUAAAUGCCCUUGAAACUGAGGCAGGUGUCUCCUUGCUUCGGAGAGUCGCUUUGCAAGGCGAUGACGCCAGGCCUGUGUUGAUAGUCGAUUCGUCAUGUGCCCGCGGUGCCCUCACUAAAGGGCGCUCUUCAGCAAGGCUCCUCCGACCCAGCCUCCGACGGUCGGGAGCCAUCUGUGUUGCAGGCGGUGUCUACCCCGCAUUUGUCUUCGGACCUACGCGACUCAAUGCCGCAGACGAUCCCACAAGGAGUGUCGCGAUAAGGAGCCCUCACCUGCCGUCACUCCUGGAGGGAACUGAUGAGGCCGACGUCGUCGCACUGUGCAGCCUCACAGGCCUAGGUAAAAACAGGGCCAGGUGGGUCCGUCUCAUCCUCCUUUCUGCCGAGUCCGGAAAAAGGAGGAGCGCUCUUAUCAAAGCCUUGGUGAACUUUCCUGAGAGGCUUUGUGAUGCUUUCCCUCGGCGGGGCCUUUACCUCCCAGCCAGUGACCCAUCCAGUCAGGCUGAGCUCUUCGCUCGCAAUGCCGUCAUCCAUGAGCAUUUCCACCCUCGGGUGCUAGGUGAUCUUCUCGAGCUCCUCCCACAAGAAGGCUUUUGUCGUUUUGAAAGGACCGUUGAUGAGAAGUACUGGACUAGUGGCGCGUACCAGCAAGGCCCGCUGACCGGCCUUCGCUCCCCAGUCCGGAAAUUUCCCUUUUCGACAGAGCUUGCCUGCAGGGUUGUUCAGAAGAUCGCGCCAGGGUUCGCCUUCACCAGCAUAGCCCUGCUCUGCCAGGUCAGAUCUCAGCCUCACAGAGACUCGAUGAACCAUGAAAGAUGGCCAAGCCUCAUUUUUCCUCUUUCGGUUUUCCAGGGGGGGGAAGUCUGGGUUGCUGGGGGAGCUGGCGACUUCACAGAGACCAUAGAGGGCCGGCCUGUAAAGGGUGAGCUGCUGAAAGUUGCGCAGGGCCCAGUUUUUCUCGACGGGCAUCGUCUUCACCUGACCAGGCCUUGGGUUGGGUAUAGGAAGGUUGCGGUUGCUUAUAGCAUUAAGUCCCCCCAACUCCUCAACCGUGAUGACCGUAGGACCGCCAGAAGCCUGGGUUUCGUUCUGCCGGGUCAGAGGAAGACGGGCCGCCAUGAGUCGGAGGGAAAGAAGUUCCUUGACUUUGACGCCUCCCUUGGUUUCCCAGGUGAGGGGCCUGCAUACCUGUCUUUCCUCAUUUUCACAGCCUGUUUUUGCAUCACGUCGGCCACUUUUCUCAGCCCCCGAAAUGCGGCUGAUGCUGCUCGAGCAGCCAGGAGGACCCCAGACCUCCCUGCUGGUCGUCUUGUUUUGUCUCGUACAGGGUUUAAGAGGGAUAAGUUGCUCGCAGCUUUUUCGCAAUGGCUUCAGGAGGUUGGUGGCUUCGACCUGGAUGGCCUUCUGAGCGCGAAACCCUUUGAUGCUGAAGUUGCUGCAGACUGGUUGGUAAGAUAUGGCAGAGACCUCUAUGGCUCAGGGAGGCCCUACUGGCAUUUCUCCGAAACGAUCAACGCUCUGACUUCCAGGAAGCCGGUGCUCAGACGUCAGGUUCAGAUAGCUUGGGAUCUUUGCUUCGUGUGGCAGGCUGAGGAACCAACAGUUCACCAUACUGCGAUACCGCCCGUCGUCCUGAUCGCGCUCCUGGCAGCAUGUUUGGUCUGGGGCUGGGUUAGAGAAGCGGGGUGCUUUGCUCUGGCUUUUGGGGGCGUCAUGAGAAUAGGCGAGGUGCUCCAAAGCUGUCGACGCUCUUUGAUAUUGCCUGAGGACGUCCUGUUUUCUCAGGACUAUGUUCUGCUGAGCAUAGGAGAGCCAAAGACUAGGCAGCGAGGACCGCGACAUCAGUCAGCAAAGAUCGAAGCCCAGGACCUGGUUCAGAUUAUAGUGCUCGCUUUCAGGGGCCUCGGUGGAGAUCAAAAGUUGUGGCCGUACUCGCCUCAGACACUCCGAAAGAGACUUGACACACUUCUGGCAAGGAUCGGUGCCUCCCCUGCUCCUCAAGGCACACGGCCGAUUGAUCUCGGCUCAUUCAGAGCCGGAGGGGCAACCUUCUUGCUCCAGUUGUGUGAAGACUCGGAGCUGGUGCGCCGCCGUGGGCGGUGGGCCUCGGCCCGAGUCAUGGAGACAUACCUGCAAGAGAUUGCUACGUCCCUUUUUCUGCCCUCGCUGCCACGGGAGCAGAAGGACAAGAUCCAGCAGGUCGCGGCCGGCUUCACAGCACUUCUGUCGCAAGCCAUGAUCUGGCACAAACAAGAAGUUCAUUGCAGUAUCUGGUACAGACUAUGGCCCAGAGGCCUGUUUUGCACACGGUUGGGAUGUACGGGAGACUUGGGAUAG